Closterium sp. NIES-65 is the source of this 5475-nucleotide messenger RNA. The record is from the annotation of a GenBank genome assembly. Lineage: Eukaryota; Viridiplantae; Streptophyta; Zygnematophyceae; Desmidiales; Closteriaceae.
AUGGACGUGCACGGAGGAGAGUGUGGGACGGACGGGAGCGAGGCGAUGGCGGAAGAGGGGGCGGAGUGGGAGGCGGUUAAGGGCGGAAGAACGGACGGAGCUGCACAGGAGGAGGUCGUUGUUACGUUGGGGGAGGGGAGGGAUGGAGUUGAUAGCUUUGGACCGAACCUUGGUAAGACCGAGGAAAUACAAGGUGGGGACACAAAGGAGGUAGCGGGGAGAGAGGAGGAGGUGGUUGCAGGGAAGGAGGAGGAGGAGGAAGGGGUGGAGGAGAGCGAGUUGCGGGAUGUGGUGGCACCGAUGCCGGUGAUUGGGGGGGAAGCACAGGGUGCAUGUGGGGGUGCCGCGGAGAGCAGUGGGGAGGAGUUCAGGGGGAUGGUGGUGGCAGCAGCAGGGUUGGCAGCGGGCAAGGCAAGGCGGCGUGUGCGGUUUGAGGAGGGGGAGAAGGGCCUGCAUGGGCUGGCAGCGCUGAGGCUGCGGCAGCACGUGCCCCCCCGCACACACGCGGCAGCAGAGGACGGGUCGGUGGGGGGCAGCAAGGGGGGAGGGGCAGAGGCAGGCGUGGGGUGGGCGGGUGGCAGGGCAAGCGAUGGCGGCAGCAGCAGUGCUGGUGGGCUGGCUGGUGGAGGGCUGCUUGGGCGACCUCCCCCGUUGGCGCGAGCCACUAGUGACUGCUCGUGGGAGAUGCGGCGAGUGGCCUUACUGGGGGCACAGCACGGCACUCCACGCGCAUCGGCCGCUCACUCGCACCUCAAGUUCUCAGACGCCCUGGACCAGCUCGAGCAGCAACUGGGCCACUCCACCCCAACCAGGGAGGACGCCGCCUCUCACGCCAAAGACUGGGACGAGCAGCGAGGCGAGGUAUGGAGCUCCCAAGGGCCACCAGCCGGAAGGAAUGUGGCAACUGGGGCAGAAGAAGUAGAGGGUGGGGGCACAGAGGAGGUGGUGGAGAGGGAGGAGGAGGAGGAAGGGGUGGAGGAGAGCGAGUUGCGGGAUGUGGUGGCACCGAUGCCGGUGAUUGGGGGGGAAGCACAGGGUGCAUGUGGGGGUGCCGCGGAGAGCAGUGGGGAGGAGUUCAGGGGGAUGGUGGUGGCAGCAGCAGGGUUGGCAGCGGGCAAGGCAAGGCGGUGUGUGCGGUUUGAGGAGGGGGAGAAGGGCCUGCAUGGGCUGGCAGCGCUGAGGCUGCGGCAGCACGUGCCCCCCCGCACACACGCGGCAGCAGAGGACGGGUCGGUGGGGGGCAGCAAGGGGGGAGGGGCAGAGGCAGGCGUGGGGUGGGCGGGUGGCAGGGCAAGCGAUGGCGGCAGCAGCAGUGCUGGUGGGCUGGCUGGUGGAGGGCUGCUUGGGCGACCUCCCCCGUUGGCGCGAGCCACUAGUGACUGCUCGUGGGAGAUGCGGCGAGUGGCCUUACUGGGGGCACAGCACGGCACUCCACGCGCAUCGGCCGCUCACUCGCACCUCAAGUUCUCAGACGCCCUGGACCAGCUCGAGCAGCAACUGGGCCACUCCACCCCAACCAGGGAGGACGCCGCCUCUCACGCCAAAGACUGGGACGAGCAGCGAGGCGAGGUGUGGAGCUCCCAAGGGCCACCAGCACAGGGAAAGGCGACAGUGGGGGCAGAGGGAGGCGAGGGUGGGGGCACAGAGGAGGUGGUGGGGAGGAAGGAGGAGGAGGAGAAGGAAGGAGUGGUUGCAGGGAAGGAGGAGGAGGAGGAAGGGGUGGAAGAGAGCGAGUUGCGGGAUGUGGUGGCACCGAUGCCAGUGCUUGGCGGGGGAGGACAGGGUGCAUGUGGGGGUGGUGCGGAGAGCAGUGGGGAGGAGUUGAUGGGGGAGGUGGCAGCAGCAGGGUUGGCAGCGGGCAAGGCAAGGCGGCGUGUGCGGUUUGAGGAGGGGGAGAAGGGCCUGCAUGGGCUGGCAGCGCUGAGGCUGCGGCAGCACGUGCCCCCCCGCACACACGCGGCAGCAGAGGACGGGUCGGUGGGGGGCAGCAAGGGGGGAGGGGCAGAGGCAGGCGUGGGGUGGGCGGGUGGCAGGGCAAGCGAUGGCGGCAGCAGCAGUGCUGGUGGGCUGGCUGGUGGAGGGCUGCUUGGGCGACCUCCCCCGUUGGCGCGAGCCACUAGUGACUGCUCGUGGGAGAUGCGGCGAGUGGCCUUACUGGGGGCACAGCACGGCACUCCACGCGCAUCUGCCGCUCACUCGCACCUCAAGUUCUCAGACGCCCUGGACCAGCUCGAGCAGCAACUGGGCCACUCCACCCCAACCAGGGAGGAGGGCGCCUCGCACACCAACGAGUGGGACGAGCAGUCAGGCCAGUCGCGCGCACCCUUCUCUGCAGAUCUGCGCGCUGUGCUCUCUGCAGACGCGCGCGAACUGUGUUGUUUCCGCGCGCGGUCCUUUGCAGCCGUGCGCGUUGCUCCACGCAGCUGCCCAGAGGGAAAGGCGGCAGUGUGGGCGGAGGGAGGCGAGGGUGGGGGAACAUCUGAGGUGGUGGGGAGGGAGGAGGAGGAGGAGAAGGAAGGGGUGGUUGCAGUGGGGGAGGAGGAGGAGGAAGGGGUGGAGGAGAGCGAGUUGCGGGAUGUGGUGGCACCGAUGCCAGUGAUUGGGGGGGAAGCACAGGGUGCAUGUGGGGGUGGUGCGGAGUUGAGGGGGGAGGUGGCAGCAGCAGGGUUGGCAGCGGGCAAGGCAAGGUGGCGUGUGCGGUUUGAGGAGGGGGAGAAGGGCCUGCAUGGGCUGGCAGCGCUGAGGCUGCGGCAGCACGUGCCCCCCCGCACACACGCGGCAGCAGAGGACGGGUCGGUGGGGGGCAGCAAGGGGGGAGGGGCAGAGGCAGGCGUGGGGUGGGCGGGUGGCAGGGCAAGUGAUGGCGGCAGCAGCAGUGCUGGUGGGCUGGCUGGUGGAGGGCUGCUUGGGCGACCUCCCCCGUUGGCGCGAGCCACUAGUGACUGCUCGUGGGAGAUGCGGCGAGUGGCCUUACUGGGGGCACAGCACGGCACUCCACGCGCAUCGGCCGCUCACUCGCACCUCAAGUUCUCAGACGCCCUGGACCAGCUCGAGCAGCAGCUGGGCCAGUCCACCCCAACCAGGGAGGACGCCGCCUCUCACGCCAAAGACUGGGACGAGCAGCGAGGCGAGGUAUGGAGCUCCCAAGGGCCACCAGCCGGAAGGAAUGUGGCAACUGGGGCAGAAGAAGUAGAGGGUGGGGGCACAGAGGAGGUGGUGGAGAGGGAGGAGGAGGAGGAAGGGGUGGAGGAGAGCGAGUUGCGGGAUGUGGUGGCACCGAUGCCGGUGAUUGGGGGGGAAGCACAGGGUGCAUGUGGGGGUGCCGCGGAGAGCAGUGGGGAGGAGUUCAGGGGGAUGGUGGUGGCAGCAGCAGGGUUGGCAGCGGGCAAGGCAAGGCGGCGUGUGCGGUUUGAGGAGGGGGAGAAGGGCCUGCAUGGGCUGGCAGCGCUGAGGCUGCGGCAGCACGUGCCCCCCCGCACACACGCGGCAGCAGAGGGCGGGUCGGUGGGGGGCAGCAAGGGGGGAGGGGCAGAGGCAGGCGUGGGGUGGGCGGGUGGCAGGGCAAGCGAUGGCGGCAGCAGCAGUGCUGGUGGGCUGGCUGGUGGAGGGCUGCUUGGGCGACCUCCCCCGUUGGCGCGAGCCACUAGUGACUGCUCGUGGGAGAUGCGGCGAGUGGCCUUACUGGGGGCACAGCACGGCACUCCACGCGCAUCGGCCGCUCACUCGCACCUCAAGUUCUCAGACGCCCUGGACCAGCUCGAGCAGCAACUGGGCCACUCCACCCCAACCAGGGAGGACGCCGCCUCUCACGCCAAAGACUGGGACGAGCAGCGAGGCGAGGUGUGGAGCUCCCAAGGGCCACCAGCACAGGGAAAGGCGACAGUGGGGGCAGAGGGAGGCGAGGGUGGGGGCACAGAGGAGGUGGUGGGGAGGAAGGAGGAGGAGGAGAAGGAAGGAGUGGUUGCAGGGAAGGAGGAGGAGGAGGAAGGGGUGGAAGAGAGCGAGUUGCGGGAUGUGGUGGCACCGAUGCCAGUGCUUGGCGGGGGAGGACAGGGUGCAUGUGGGGGUGGUGCGGAGAGCAGUGGGGAGGAGUUGAUGGGGGAGGUGGCAGCAGCAGGGUUGGCAGCGGGCAAGGCAAGGCGGCGUGUGCGGUUUGAGGAGGGGGAGAAGGGCCUGCAUGGGCUGGCAGCGCUGAGGCUGCGGCAGCACGUGCCCCCCCGCACACACGCGGCAGCAGAGGACGGGUCGGUGGGGGGCAGCAAGGGGGGAGGGGCAGAGGCAGGCGUGGGAUGGGCGGGUGGCAGGGCAAGCGAUGGCGGCAGCAGCAGUGCUGGUGGGCUGGCUGGUGGAGGGCUGCUUGGGCGACCUCCCCCGUUGGCGCGAGCCACUAGUGACUGCUCGUGGGAGAUGCGGCGAGUGGCCUUACUGGGGGCACAGCACGGCACUCCACGCGCAUCUGCCGCUCACUCGCACCUCAAGUUCUCAGACGCCCUGGACCAGCUCGAGCAGCAACUGGGCCACUCCACCCCAACCAGGGAGGAGGGCGCCUCGCACACCAACGAGUGGGACGAGCAGUCAGGCCAGUCGCGCGCACCCUUCUCUGCAGAUCUGCGCGCUGUGCUCUCUGCAGACGCGCGCGAACUGUGUUGUUUCCGCGCGCGGUCCUUUGCAGCCGUGCGCGUUGCUCCACGCAGCUGCCCAGAGGGAAAGGCGGCAGUGUGGGCGGAGGGAGGCGAGGGUGGGGGAACAUCUGAGGUGGUGGGGAGGGAGGAGGAGGAGGAGAAGGAAGGGGUGGUUGCAGUGGGGGAGGAGGAGGAGGAAGGGGUGGAGGAGAGCGAGUUGCGGGAUGUGGUGGCACCGAUGCCAGUGAUUGGGGGGGAAGCACAGGGUGCAUGUGGGGGUGGUGCGGAGUUGAGGGGGGAGGUGGCAGCAGCAGGGUUGGCAGCGGGCAAGGCAAGGUGGCGUGUGCGGUUUGAGGAGGGGGAGAAGGGCCUGCAUGGGCUGGCAGCGCUGAGGCUGCGGCAGCACGUGCCCCCCCGCACACACGCGGCAGCAGAGGACGGGUCGGUGGGGGGCAGCAAGGGGGGAGGGGCAGAGGCAGGCGUGGGGUGGGCGGGUGGCAGGGCAAGCGAUGGCGGCAGCAGCAGUGCUGGUGGGCUGGCUGGUGGAGGGCUGCUUGGGCGACCUCCCCCGUUGGCGCGAGCCACUAGUGACUGCUCGUGGGAGAUGCGGCGAGUGGCCUUACUGGGGGCACAGCACGGCACUCCACGCGCAUCGGCCGCUCACUCGCACCUCAAGUUCUCAGACGCCCUGGACCAGCUCGAGCAGCAGCUGGGCCAGUCCACCCCAACCAGGGAGGAGGGCGCCUCGCACACCAACGAGUGGGACGACCAACCAUGCCAGGUGAGUCUCACCACUAUGCUCAGGCAAGAAACCACGCACUCUCCUCUCCCCUUCAUUAUCUGCCCCACCUAG